Aspergillus tanneri is the source of this 504-nucleotide messenger RNA. RefSeq lists its product as uncharacterized. The record is from RefSeq and is a predicted model, not a curated record. The coding region runs from base 1 to 504 and encodes 167 amino acids. The transcript is spliced from 2 exons. NCBI's taxonomy places the organism in Eukaryota, Fungi, Ascomycota, Eurotiomycetes, Eurotiales, Aspergillaceae.
AUGACAAGCAAGCGAGAAAGGGACCAGGAACGGCGACGAACCAAAAACUCCCGUGAACGACUGAAAAGGCGAAAGGAGCGCACUAUUCAAAAUUUCCACGACUACGCUCUUCUGUCGGGUGCCAAAGUAUACAUGCUCAUUCAAGAGCGCAGUGGGGAAGUAACUGAGUAUCGAAACACAUCAGAUAAGAAAUUUCCGCCUUCUUAUACGCAGAUACGCCGACUUUUCCCGUCUGCGAGACUAUUGACUCCAGAGAGCUUUGGCACCACCACUUUAGUGGAUCAAGCAUCCACAAAUGCAAGACAACGCCCCGGAAGAGAGGAUGAUUUCACUGGCCUCCAAUUUGAUCCACUAGCUACCGAUUCAUUACUGGCCAAUGAUUGGUUGGUAACAAACGGCUGCUUCGGUGACUCCCAACAGUUAUGUCUUCCAGUGCAAACAGAGUCCACUCAUGAUCAUGCCGGUACAAAUGUCGAGCAGUGUCUAGAACACAGCACAUUUUAA